GAUUGUACGCCAAACUGGGCAACUGCAUUUGUUAGGCAAAUCAAGCUGUUGCAUCGAUAUAAAAGCUGAGACACUGUUAAUGCAUGGCACAGUGCACAGCCUGCUCUCUCCACUGCCUAAUCCUCUCCAGAUUCGCUCAAUAUGAAGCUUCUACUGCUCUGCUGUCUGCUUCUAGCUGUCACGCUGUGCCGCUCCAGCGUUAUUCCCACCGUGCCAGUGGCUGCUCCUGUGCCUGUGCCUGGAGUGCUGCCUGUGCCAACCAGUCAUCAAUUUGUGACACGCCACUAUAAUGGUCUCUAUGUGCCAACGACGACGACUUCGACUGCUUGGCCAGCUUGGUCAACGUAUCCCACAACAUACUACAAAUAUGGUGGCGGAUAUCCAACUUAUACCUAUCCCUAUAGCUAUUCCUAUGGUUACUAUCCCGGAUACAACUAUGGCUAUGGCUACAAGAGCAGCUGGUAAUGAGGAAUUAUUAAUACUUGUCAAUAUAUGUAUUUGUAUUAUACUCCAGUUUAUUGUGAUAAGCAUGAUUACCUAAACCAAAUAUCAACUUUAAC
Messenger RNA from Drosophila nasuta, 560 nucleotides. RefSeq lists its product as uncharacterized. Lineage: Eukaryota; Metazoa; Arthropoda; Insecta; Diptera; Drosophilidae. The record is from RefSeq and is a predicted model, not a curated record. The transcript has 2 exons. The coding region runs from base 142 to 465 and encodes 107 amino acids.